AUGACAUGUAAAACAAUAGAAAAUGCCAAGAAAUUAGCUAAAGUAGAUGGAAAGACUUUGAGAAUGCAUGCUUGGUUUGGUCAAGAUUGGGAAGAUUUAAAACAAAAUGUUUCAAAUCAUAUAAAUUUAAAAAUAAAAAAACUUGAGGGUGAGAUUUUAUCUGAUAUCAUUAAAAUAGAAGUAAAAAAAAAUCCUCAUACUUUUGUUGAUAAAGAGGGAGGAAAUAAGCAAUUAACGGAACUGGAGUAUAUCAUGAAGAUGACAAAUCCCAUUUUAGAUUUGAAAUGGAGAUUGGCCCAAUUGCCACCAGUAUCAGUUUUGCAAGUUUACAAAUCAUUUGUAUGGAAAUUGUGCUGUAUUUCUCAAAGGCAAGAUGAUGAUAAUUUUGCAAGAUAUAUGUUAUGGCAAUAUCAUGGAAGUUGUUGGUAA
Molecule: messenger RNA, 429 nt
Organism: Entrophospora sp. SA101
Lineage: Eukaryota; Fungi; Glomeromycota; Glomeromycetes; Entrophosporales; Entrophosporaceae
Source: the annotation of a GenBank genome assembly